Magallana angulata is the source of this 1140-nucleotide messenger RNA. RefSeq lists its product as uncharacterized. NCBI's taxonomy places the organism in Eukaryota, Metazoa, Mollusca, Bivalvia, Ostreida, Ostreidae. The record is from RefSeq and is a predicted model, not a curated record. The transcript is spliced from 7 exons. Bases 1 to 903 code for a protein of 300 amino acids.
AUGACAGCACAAAUAAAGACAAAUCUCUUCCUGGUUGAAGCUAUGACAUUCGUGACUCAACUGAAACUUAUCAUUAAAACAUCACGAAAUGGAGUCAAAAACUGGAAACACAUUCCUAUAUCUCAUGUUGUUACGUUUAUAAGACGAUUUCGACGAUUCGUACGUAUAGGUACCGCUAUAGUGUUAUUGGCCCUGUGGCUGACUGCUACUUACAAUGUAAAAGCCAUUUUGGAGUCAACGUUUCAUUGUCACUGCUUACCAAAGGUUGAACAAGGACGAUUGAAUAAUAAAUCCUGUAGACUGAAUGCAUCAGGUCAAAGUGACAUCGUUGGAACCAACGUACCAACAGGAUAUAAAGGCGAACUAUACCAGAUUGCAAUAUACAGACUCACUAACGACAUACUGAACAUAAAUGCUGAUACACUAGACGCAUGUCUGUUGAAUAGUACCACCCACAUCAGCACGCAUCCUUGUGACGGAACAGACAGUUCAAAGCGAACAUGGACAAAUGCCAUCAUUAAUGGUCUGCCUUCCAAUGAUGGAAAUCAAUUACAGUGGACGCGCUUUAUACGGCGGAGGAUCAUCCGGUGGACUCAGGGGCACGUCCUUGAUUUGAAUACGUCAGCAUGUGUCAGUGUGAGGAAAUUAUCUAAUGAGCAGGAAUAUGAAAUACUUCUACGACCAUGUAAUGACAAACUUCCUUACAUUUGUCUGGAGGGGAACGACAAGAAUACUCACAAAAUGAUGACGUCAUCACUGAAAACAAGUCCAUCAUUGCCAUCAAAACCGCCAGAAAAUACAAUAUCAUCUAUUGGAGGUAUGCCAGUCUAUUCCAAAACGAGUCAUUUUUCUGUUUCAUCUUCUUUUUCUUUCUUCCUUUCAAUAUGUGAAGAGUUCAAAUGAUCCUUAUCACUCAAAGCACAACACACUAACCACAUGAUGACGACAUCACUGUUUCAUCAACAUUAUUUCGUAAAAUACAAAUUUUCGUGUCAGCGGCCGUGAAUUUAAUAUCUUUGAACAUGUUAUUUUCAUUAAGUCAACACAAAUUGAUCCUAACAACUAUUGAUAAAACAUGUUAGAACCAUUUUAACAAGAGCUUGGACUUUGGGUAGUUGAGUCAAACGGCAAUAUGACGUA